This is a messenger RNA of Nerophis ophidion (straightnose pipefish), 5680 nucleotides long. It is a transcript of the gene chl1b, whose product is annotated as cell adhesion molecule L1-like b. NCBI's taxonomy places the organism in Eukaryota, Metazoa, Chordata, Actinopteri, Syngnathiformes, Syngnathidae. Gene Ontology annotation, biological process: cell-cell adhesion. The record is from RefSeq and is a predicted model, not a curated record. Gene Ontology annotation, molecular function: protein binding. Bases 274 to 3780 code for a protein of 1168 amino acids. The transcript has 27 exons.
ACCAACAUAUGUGACCAAAGUUCCUCUGUCUCCAACCUGUUUGACGCGACACAGAGCCCAGUUUUGGGGACUUUUUUGGGGAUUUUUCUGCUCCUGCUCGCUGUUUACACUGGAAGUUAUCGCCCGGGAAAGGAAUAUACGUCCUUUUUUGGCAGACCGGAAAAAGGAACCAUGUCAAAUGUUGUAUUGUACCGUGUCUUGAGUGCACCGGAGACAUGAACUGAGGAGACACUGGAAAGCAUCAUUUCCUGACGUCUGAGAUCGUGGCCAAUCAUGACAUCACAGAAGAGCUGGGGAAUCGUCGGCAUUCUCGCCGCAAUCACGCUUUUCUGUACCUUCCACACGACUACACCCAUAGAUAUUCCACUGGAAGUUUUAAGUCAUGUAAACAUUGAGCAGUUGCCCACCAUCACUUCCCAGUCUCCGAGCUCUCUCAUCGCCUUCCCGUUUGACGAGAGUUUCCCCGUGACGUGCGAGGCCAAAGGGAAUCCGGAGCCAGAAUUCAGAUGGAUGAAAAAUGGCCAGGAGUUCGACCCUUUCUUAGACCCCCGGCUGAUAAAAGAAGAACAAACCGGAACCUUCGUGAUACCCAAUAACGGGAACCUUACCGAGUACCAGGGAACAUAUCGCUGUUACGCUUCAAACAAACUGGGGACGGCCAUAUCGAAGGAGAUUGAAUUCAUUGUCCCACAUGUACCGAAGUUUCCAAAAGAAACUCUUGAUCCAGUUGUGGUGGAGGAAGGUCAGCCUUUUAUCUUAAACUGUGACCCACCCAAAGGAAUACCCCCUUUCCAGAUCUACUGGAUGACUAUCAACCUCCAACAUAUAGAACAGGACGAGAGGGUGUCCAUGGGCUUGAACGGAGACCUGUACUUCUCCCACGCCGUGGAGAAGGACAGCAGGCGAGACUACUGCUGCUUCGCUGCUUUCCCAAGAAUCCGAACCAUCGUUCAGAAGACAGCCAUGUCUGUCAACGUCAAGACAAAAAAAAGUCAUAGCAUGAGCCCUGAAAUUGCCAAUGCCAUCCUGCAGAGAAGACCCUUGCUUAUGACGCCCUCUGGUGUCAGAUCAGAGAAACAGCUGGUCAAAGGAGAGGAUUUAAAACUUGAGUGCAUUCCUGAGGGAUUUCCGACCCCACAGGUGGAGUGGAUCAAAAUGGGUCACAAGCUCCCAAGUAAAGCCAAACUGGAGAGUCAUGGAAAACUGCUGAUUGUAACAAACGUGGAACAAGAAGAUAGCGGCAAGUACAUGUGCAAGGCAAAGAACAAACUCGGCGAAGUGGUCCAUUACUUCACGGUAAACGUUGAAGAGCCUCCAGAGUGGGCAUUUGAGCCUGAGAGUCAGCUCAGUAUGAUUGGCUCAGAUGUGCUCAUCAAGUGCUCAGCGACCGGGACUCCCCAGCCGACUAUAACUUGGAGAGUGAACGGUCUGCCUCUGCAUGAAGUCCCUGCAGCUAACAGGAAGGUUUUUGAUGACACCGUCAUCUUGCGCAAUGCCAAAGAGUCUGACAGCGCCGUCUAUCAGUGCCAAGCAUCCAAUAGACACGGAUCCCUCCUGGCCAACGCCAACAUCAUGGUUAUGAAUCUCCCUCCGGUGAUUCUUACCACGGAAGGAGCGGAUUACUCCGCCGUCGAGGGGAGGAGCGUGAUGAUGCACUGCAAUGUCUUCAGCUCGCCGCCAUCUACCAUCACUUGGAGUAAAGAUGAUUUCUCCGAAUCCGUGGUUGGUCCAAGGUUUACCGUCCAUGACAACGGGACACUGGAGAUUUACAGCACAGAGAAAGAGGACACGGGACAGUAUACAUGUUACGCCAAAAACACAGAAGGGUCGUCUGCCAUUGAAGCCACGCUUUAUGUUAAAGAUCCCACUAGAAUAACGAAUGCCCCGGAUGACCAGCGGAUCUUAAAAGGCACCACGGCCCGGCUCUCAUGCCUGGCAGAAUACGACGAGUCCUUCAGCAACGACUUUGAGCUCCUUUGGGAAAAAGAUGAUAUGGACAUCGGCUUCAACUAUACUGAGAAUUCAAGAUACUUUGUGGAGGACGGUACCCUUCAAAUCAUCAAUGUAAGCCACUGGGACCAGGGUGUAUACACUUGCAGGGCCAGGACUCCACUGGACCAGGACACAGCCUCUGUGUUGCUCAUGGUGUUAGACGUCCCUGAUGCACCCGAGCAUUUGGUACUGUCUGAACACAAGACCAGGAGUGUGAAACUGAAAUGGACGCCGGGGAACGACCACAACAGCUCAAUAACAGAGUUUAUUAUUCAGUAUGAGGAGAACCAGUGGGAGCCCGGAAAUUGGAAGGAGCUGCUCAGGGUACCUGGAAAUCACGUUUCGGCCAUCCUCAAACUUCACGGCCAUGUGAACUAUCGCUUCCGUGUGGCGGGUUUGAACAGCGUCGGGGGAGGUCCUCCCAGUGAGCCCACCGAGAGAUACAAAACCCCUCCAGCAGCCCCUGACAAGAACCCGGAAAAUAUCAAAAUCGAAGGUCAUUUGCCGCAUGAAAUGGACAUCAACUGGCAGCCCCUUCUGCCAAUUGAACACAACGGUCCCGGUCUUGAGUACAAGGUCAGUUACAGACGGCAGGACUUGGAGGAGGACUGGAAAGAACACACGGUGAAGAGGCACUCGUUCGUGGUGACGAACACGCCCACCUUUGUGCCCUAUGAAAUCAAGAUCCAAGCGAGGAACAACCAGGGCUGGGCUCCCGAGCCAAAGAUUGUGACCGGCUACUCCGGCGAAGAUUUUCCCUCUGCUGCACCUGAAAAUGUAGCCGUGGAGGUGAUGAACAGCUCAGCGGUUAAGGUCAGCUGGACCCGUGUACACAAAGACAAGUUGCAUGGACAUCUGGGAGGCUACAGGAUAAACUGGUGGCGUCUGCGCAGUCUGCUGGAUUCCAAAAAAAGUCACGGGGACAAACACACGCUGACGUUUCCUGGCGACCACAACCACGCGGCCAUACCUAGACUGCAACCCUUUUCCGAGUACAGCCUGAUUGUCAUGACCUUUAACGGGCGUGGCAAUGGCCCCGGCAGUCAUCCCGUCAACUUUAAAACCCCGGAAGCAGUACCUGAGAAAAACGCAGUCUUCAGGGUGACAGACACGCAGAGACACUCUGUCUCUCUGGCCUGGGCACCGCCCUCAGAGCCAAAUGGGAUUCUGACCGGGUAUCUGCUAGAGUAUCAGCUGAUUAACGACACGGAGGAGGCGGGACCGCUGCAGACUGUAGACAUCAGCAAACCCGACACCACCAAGUGGACCCUGCGGGACUUGGAGCCUUUGAGCAAGUACACGUUCCGCCUGCGUUCCUGCACCACUGCGGGCUGUGGUCCUGUCGUCACCGAGGAGAGCACCACCACCCUCGAAACAAAUCUGGCCAGCAUCCGUGGAGGAAUAUCUAACCAGAGCUGGUUUAUCGGCCUGCUGUGUGCCAUCGCGCUGCUCACACUCAUUGUGUUGAUUGCCUGUUUUGUCAACAGAAACAAAGGAGGUAAAUACUCAGUCAAAGAAAAAGAAGACCUUCAUCCUGACGUGGAGUCCCAGGGUAUGAAUGACGACACUUUUUGCGAAUACAGCGACAACGACGAGAAGCCGCUGAAAGGCAGCCGGCACUCGCUGAGCAGAGAGAUCAAAGAGGGGGACAGCGGCGACAGCCUGGUGGACUACGCCGAGGAAGACGCUCACUUCAACGAGGACGGAUCCUUUAUAGGCGAGUACGCCGGCCGGAAGGAGAAGAGAGUGUCAUCCGAGAUCAAGGUACCCGCUCAGAUCCCAGCGUGAGCAACAGCAACCCAGGUUCCGUCCAUCGUCCGCCCGUGCACAUACUUUAAAUGAAACCCGCUCAGAGGGACACAUCAAAGGCAACACGGAUGUUAGCAAUGCUGAGCACAAGUCGUGUCAAAUGCAAUGUGUCCUAAUUCCAUGAUGCCCUUGUUUGUUUGGAGCAUUACUAAAUACAAAUGUAUACUGUAAAUAAUUAUAGGGUAUAUUAUUCUGUAUGUGAAGAGUGACUUUUUUUUUUUGUAUCAUUAUUACAGAGGGCUUGUAUUUUAUGUGAUUCUUAUUGUUUGAGCGACACUUGCAACAUGGUCUCAGUUUUUUGAAUGAUCAAUUUAGUUUUGUCCAAAUGCGACAUUUACUUCUGGUAUUCAGGACAUCUUCCUGAAAUAUGAUGUGUUUUGGACUGUAAAGUUAACCCAUUAACUUAUUUUUGCAGCAUUAUUUACCGGACAUAUCAUGGAGAAAUAUUUGGGAGAUGCUGCAAGUCAGGUUUUAGGUAACAUUUUAGUAUGAGGAACAUAUUCACCAUUAAUUAGUUGCUUAUUUACAUGCAAAUUAGUAUCAUAUUAGACAUUAUUAAGUGCUCUGCAUGACCUUAUUAUAAAAGCACUAAGCCAUUAACUAAGAGUCUUCCCUCAAUAACCUCAGAAUUAUUGCUUAUUAGUACUAAGGAAGUUAAAGUACCAAUGAUUGUCACACACACGAGCUGAAAAUUAUUCUCGGAAUUUGACCCAUCUCCCUUGAUCACCCCCUGAGAGGUUAGGGGAGCAGUGGGCAGCAGCGUUUUUGGUGAUUCAACCCCCAUGUGGAAGUUUGUCUCCUCCGGGUUCCUCGGAACACCAAGCACUGACAUGACAGUUCAGUUUCAAGGUUUAAAACACUGUUUUAAUUUCCAAAAGUUCAGUCUUUCAGGUGCUUUUCAGGUAUUGUCUAUUCUGGCUGUCUCUCUCUCCAGCUCCACUACCACUCUCCUCCCCGGCUGCUUCCUUUUAACAGAGUGACAUGCGAUUAGAUAACCAGGCCCAGCUGGGCCAUCUACACACCUGUCGCUGAUCUCAAAGCCGGUCCUGGCACACCCACCCCUCUCCACCCUAAUUCCAACCCUUGAUGGUGAGUGCCAAGCAGGGAUGUAAUGGGUCACAUUUUUAUAGUCCUUGGUAUGACUCGGCCGGGGUUUGAACUCACAACCUACCAAUCUCAGGGCAGACACUCCAACCACUAGGCCACUGAGGUGUUGUUUAAGAUUCUCCCUUUAAUACCACUUAAUGAAUUUGGUAUUUUCUUACAUAACAAAACACAAAACUACAAGAACCCUUGACCUAACUUUUAAGUCUUUAUGAAGAAUAUGUUCCCCUAGUGUCCAAAUAACUCAAAAUUAAGUCUUUGUUACGUAGAAUAUGUUCCACAUACUAUAGUGUUACCAAGUUUUGUUAUUUCACUCACGGCAUAUGAAUCGGUAUUUUAUUUUGAAAGCAAAUUUGGAGCAAAUUUACUUGCUGUGGCGAUCCCUGACAGAGGAAAAGCCAAAAGUGGGAGAAAACGUUUUUUAUUAUGUUAUUUGACAUCAAACACAUCACUACAGUCAUUACAUUUUGUAAAAAAAAUAAAAUUUUGUUUUUGUUUUUUGAUGUAUAAAAUGGACUUUUCCGGUUUCCGGUCAUUGUUUGAUUGACUCGUCAGGCGGAUUUCUCGUCAUUGCGGUCUUUAUGUCCAUUUUUCUUACAUAAUUCACAUGCCUUUUAAGGGAGACACUUUGCUACCGUUUAUACCUACUUCUAUUGUGAUAUCUGACAUCAAACAUAGCAUGACAUUGUUUUGUAAAAAACUUUUCCAUUGCAUGUUCAGAUGACUAGUUGGUGUUUUUUGAUGUAAUAAAUUGCCUUUUCCUAUAUUAUUUAAA